Molecule: messenger RNA, 1383 nt
Organism: Fraxinus pennsylvanica
Lineage: Eukaryota; Viridiplantae; Streptophyta; Magnoliopsida; Lamiales; Oleaceae
Source: the annotation of a GenBank genome assembly
AUGGAAAUUGGGACAAAGGCAAUGGAUGAAUUGUUAAAAAUGGCACAAAUAGACGCUCCCCUUUGGCGCAGGAGCUCGGAAGGUGAUUGGUAUAUACUGAACGAGGAGGAAUACGUGAAAAUGUAUCCUAAUGAUAUCCACAGGAAAUGCGAAGGUUAUUUCACAGAUGCCACAAAGAAGACUGGUUUGGUAAUGUUAGACAGUUCGUCUGUUGUUUCGAUAUUAAUGAACUCGGACAAAUGGGCGGAGACAUUUCCCUCUAUGAUUAAAACAGCGUCAACUAAAGUAGUGAUAUCAAGUGAACUUAAGAUGAUGGAUGCAGAGUUCCAAGUACUAUCACCCUUGGUCCCGGUUCGCAAGGUUGAGUUUUACCGGUUCUGCAAGAGGCACGACGACGGCAUGUGGACUGUCGUCGACACGCCUUCCCUAAUUAUCCAUGAAGAUUCUUUAGCAUUUCCAGAUUACACGAGGCUUGCCUCUGGUUGUGUAGUGCAGGAUAUGCCUCAUGGCUUCUCCAAGGUUAUAUGGGUAGAACAUGUACAAUACGGUGAAAGUGCAAUACAUCACCUUUACAGAAGUUUGAUUAAAGCUGGCAUCGGAAUCGGAGCGCCAAGGUGGAUAGCCACCUUCCAACGGCAAUUGCAUCGCAACAUCCUCCAAAAAAGUUAUGGCGUGCCCAUUGGGAAUGAUACCGCCAUGGAUGCAAAUGCUAGAAGAUACUUGUUAAAGCUAGCUGAGUUUAUGACCAGAGCCUUUUGUGCUGUUGUCUGCCCGUCAAGUGCUCAUUAUAUGGAUGAAAAUCUCCGUAUCACGACCAGUGCGAGCAUGGCUGACUCGGGAGAACCAGUCGACACUCUUGUAAAUGUCACAACAUCUCUUAGGCUGCUACAAUCUCCGCAAAGUCUCUUUGAUUUCCUAUGUGACAAAAAUAUUAGGCAACAAUGGGGUUUAGCUAACAUCGCCUUGCAAAAAGAGUACCAUAUUGCCACGGGCGAAGAUGGCAAGAACGUCUCCCUCCUACGACCAACUAUCAAGGGAGAAAAGUGGAUGCUCCAAGAGACUAGGAGAGACGAGUUGGGAGCGCUUGUGGUGAUCAUGCCUAUUGAUUCUCUAACAGUUGAAAAUGUGUUGAAAGGUGAGGAUUUUACUAAUAUCCCCUUUGUCUUCUCGGGGUUUGCCAUCGAACCUAAUCUGGUACCACCUUUUACACCCCCUACGAGUAGGGGUCCAUUCUACGAUGCAAAGGCAUUGCUUCUGACUAUGGUCAAGAGGAACUUGGUUGUCCAUCCUGAAAUAGUCACACACGAAUCCAUGAAGAAGUACAGUAGGAUCAUGAAAGAGAAUGUGCAAAGGAUCAAAGAGGGUCUCAACAUAUUAGACUAG